Molecule: messenger RNA, 1724 nt
Organism: Salvelinus fontinalis (brook trout)
Lineage: Eukaryota; Metazoa; Chordata; Actinopteri; Salmoniformes; Salmonidae
Product: transmembrane emp24 domain-containing protein 1-like
Exons: 4
Coding region: 275-970 (231 amino acids)
Biological process (GO): intracellular protein transport; Golgi organization; endoplasmic reticulum to Golgi vesicle-mediated transport
Cellular component (GO): COPII-coated ER to Golgi transport vesicle; endoplasmic reticulum-Golgi intermediate compartment; endoplasmic reticulum
Source: RefSeq, a predicted model, not a curated record
ACUUUCAGUUGCGCGCACAGUGGUCAGAACUGAUCUGAAGCUAGUUGUUCGGUGAAGUAGGCGACUUGAUUUCUGCUAUGACUAACUUUGAUCACAAGCAAUAAAUAGCCUACAACUCGUGGUCGCUGACAGUCUAUGGAAAAUGUACGUAUACAAUGCGGUAUGAGUGAAGCGAAGUAGACUACUAGACUACAAGAACAAGCAUUCAUGGCUGCCGAUGAGUCAACAGUGAUUGUAACUUUAACUGAAGUCCAAGGUCGCUUCUAGGCUACAAAUGGGUUCCAUGUUUGAUCUGAGCGCUGCUGUAAGACUCUAUUUGCUGUCUUGUUUCGUUGUAUCUGUGGACAUCACUUUAGGCUUGGGACAAAGCCAAGAUACUGAAUUCACGUUUCAACUCCCUGCGGGUAGAACAGAAUGUUUCUACCAAACAGCUACGAAGAACGGAAGCCUGGAAGUAGAAUACCAGGUGAUUGCAGGUGCAGGCCUGGAUGUGGGCUUCACCCUGAUCUCCCCCAGCGGAUACAAGCUGGCCUCUGAGUUCAGGACAUCUGACGGCAUCCACACGGUGGAGCCUACAGAGGACGGAGACUACCGGCUGUGUUUUGACAACAGCUUCAGUAAGCUUUCUGAGAAGAUGGUGUUCUUCGAGGUGAUUGUUGAGGGCCAGCCUGGGGACGCCUGGGGCGACGAAGAGUGGGCUGACAUGGCCGAGCCAGAGAGCAUGGUGGAGUACAAACUGGAAGACAUCAGGGAGACCAUGGACUCAGUGCACAGGCACCUGGAGCGGAGCCGCCAGCUUCAGACCAUGCUGAGGGCCUUCGAGGCCCGGGACCGCUACCUACUGGAGGACAACCUGUGGAGGGUCUCCUUCUGGUCCUCCAUGAGCCUCCUGGUCAUCCUGACCGUGGCCGUCACACAGGUCUACACCCUCCGACGCCUCUUCGACGACAAGAGGGUCUGCAAACCCUAGUGUCCAGUGGUAUCUUCCACCACCCCCACACUCUUCCCAGUGGUAUCUUCCACAAUCCCCAUACCAUUCUCAGUGGUAAUUUCCAGCAGACUCACACCCUUCCCAGUGGUAUCUUCCACCACCCCCACAUCAUGCCCAGUGAUAUCUUCCAGCAGACCCACACACGGCCCAAUGGUAUCUUCCACCACCCCCACACCCUUCCCAGUGGUAUCUUCCAUCACCCCCACACCCUUCCCAGUGGUAUCUUCCACCACCCCCACACCCUUCCAGGUGGUAUCUUCCACCACCCCCACAUCCUUCCCAGUGGUAUCUUCCACCACCCCCACACCCUUCCCGGUGGUAUCUUCCACCACCCCCUUCCCAGUGGUAUCUUCCGCAAAGAUGCCAUAGAAGGGUGUUGGGACUAACAGGAACCUACUGUAAAGUAAUGGUCUCAGAUAUUGAAGAAGAGAGAUAGACUAUUGACAACAGUGAUGUGUGGUAAAUGAGGGACUGUUAGUAAGGAUUUAGUGAUGUUUGUGUGUGAUGAGCUUGAUUCAGCUUUUGAGUGGCAGAAAAGUGCAUGUUUGUAUGUGAGUCAUAAACACUGUAUGUUUUGACAAUUUAGUGUCAAUCUAUCAAACAAGAUAUCAAUGCAAUAGAUCAUGUGGUUGUAUGUUUUUAACAUGGGAUCUUAAGUGACUUUACAAAUAGAAUUUAUUUAAUGCCAUGGUUAUAACACAACUACAACAAAAUAAACACACAAAAAAAAACA